CUCUGAGAAGGCGAGCAUAUGUCUAGCAGUUGGAAAAACAGAUUUUCUUCUCUCAGCUCGAGGGGGUGAGAAGAAAGGAGGGAGUGGCUCCUGCCCGCACAUGAUGUGGCUGACUCUUAUUUACAGUUGCACCGGUGGAGCAGCGCUUCUGUAUGCUCUGUACAGAUGGGUGAUCCCUGCCGUUGUUCAGUAUCAUGGAGGAUUGGCGCUGCUUUGGCAUGAUGUCAUCGUGGAGCGGAUGCUGGACACACUGACCCAGUCCACUCGUCCUCAGCGGCUCCUGAGUGCAGUUCAGAGGAACGCCACUAGAGGGGACCCUCGCAGCGUGGUCAGAGCCAUCGAUGAGUUCUGCAGACACAAGGAGUGGGCCAUGAAUGUGGGGGAUGAGAAAGGCUGCAUUCUCGACUCAGUGGUGACUGAGGUGAACCCCCACACUGUGUUGGAGCUGGGAACCUACUGUGGCUACUCCACGGUGCGGCUUGCCAGCCUGCUGCCCCCUCACGCCAAACUCAUCACUCUUGAGUUUAACCCAGACUAUGCUGCAGUUGCUCAUCAAGUCAUUGCCUGGGCAGGAGUUGACGACAAGGUGCAGUUAGUCCAAGGCGCCUCUGGCGACUGGAUCCCCAAAUUGAAAGAGCAGUUCGGGAUUCAAACAUUUGAUUUGGUUUUCCUGGAUCACUGGAAGGAUCGCUACCUUCCUGACACAAAACUGAUUGAGGAGUGCGGCCUCCUCAGGAAAGGCAGCGUCCUGCUGGCGGACAACGUCAUCUGCCCCGGAACUCCUGACUACCUGGAGUACGUCCGGAGCAGCCAGCAAUACAAAAGCCAGUACUUCAAAUCUCACCUGGAGUACACCAAAGUGGAGGACGGCUUGGAGAAAUCUGUCUUCUUAGGGUAGUUCUCUAUCAGUCUCAUAUUUAACACAGGCACUAGUAAACGUCAGAUCUCUGAUGUCUUGGGUUCACUGAGCAGACUUAAAACUCACAUUGUGUCAUUUUCUGCUGCCCUUGCAAUCAAAUCAAUAAUAUAAGAUGGAUUUUGGUGACAUUUUGGAGUAGCAUGGGAUCAUGGGAGUCGUUGUCUUCUCCACCACUGCAGUCAGCGACUCCCUCAAUGUAAAUCUUUCAGGAGGGUUUUAGGAAGAGCUGGAUUGUCUGCAGAAGUCCCCUCCUCUCCAAGACAGGAAGGGAUGAGGCCAUUGACAGGCGGCUACAUGAAACAGACUGUUACUGUGAUUAAAAGAGAUAGUGUAAGAACACAACUGAGCUCAGUAUGAAGCAUAAGUCCAGUCGUUUUUACACAUUUACCUUUAAAAUCUGAUUCUGAUUGUGGUUUUCCAAUAUGUGCAAAUGUUCAC
Paralichthys olivaceus (Japanese flounder) is the source of this 1357-nucleotide messenger RNA. It is a transcript of the gene comtb, whose product is annotated as catechol-O-methyltransferase b. NCBI's taxonomy places the organism in Eukaryota, Metazoa, Chordata, Actinopteri, Pleuronectiformes, Paralichthyidae. Gene Ontology annotation, molecular function: catechol O-methyltransferase activity. Gene Ontology annotation, biological process: catecholamine catabolic process; developmental process; dopamine metabolic process. The record is from RefSeq and is a predicted model, not a curated record.